GCACACACGUGCGACCACGAACACCUUUACAACUUCUUCGACCUGCUAUAGAUUUGCUCCUUUGCUUCCUUCUGCUCUCCCUUUCCUCACGAAAUCAUGAUUGAAGUCCAAGAUCUCAUUACUUCCCGAGGGGGAGAUCCCAAAAAAGUAGUCGAGAGUCUACGGAAGAGAUAUGCUCCUGCAGAGAUUGUCGACGAGGUCAUUGCUCUCUGGGAGGAUGCUUACAAGACGCGGUAUCAAGCCACGCAAAUCGGCGCAAAGAUCAAUGCUGUCCAAAAGGAGAUUGGCAAGCUGAAGAAAGCCAAAGAGAAUGCCGACCACCUGUUACAAGAGAAGGCAGACCUUGAGAAAGAGAAGAAGAAAGUGGAAGAAGAGGCCGCCGAAAAGGAGAAGGCCAGAGACCGGAAAUGCAAAACGAUCGGCAACUACGUGCACGAGUCGGUACCGGUCAACGACAACGAGGACUUCAACGAAGUCGUCAAGCAAUGGACACCUGAAGGCGUGACGGUCGAAAAGCGAGAUUGCCUUUCCCACCACGAAGUCAUGACGCGUGCGGAGGUCUACGACGGCGAACGAGGAGUCAAGCUGGUCGGACACAGAGGGUACUUUCUGCGGAAAUGGGGUGUCCUGCUGAACCAGGCGCUGAUCAACUACGGUCUACACUUUCUGGUCGGUAAAGGCUACGACCCUAUCCAACCUCCUUUCUUCAUGAAGGCCGAAUACAUGGCCAAGACGGCACAACUGGAACAAUUUGACGAAGAACUGUACAAGGUCAUUGAAGACAAGGAUGCCGAGGACAAAUACCUCAUCGCAACUUCCGAGCAGCCGCUCUCAGCGAUGUACGCGGACGAGUGGUUGACGGAGAAAGACCUGCCUAUGAAGUAUGCCGGAUACAGCUCCUGUUUCCGAAAGGAGGCCGGUUCGCACGGCAGAGACGCCUGGGGUCUGUUCCGAAUACACCAGUUUGAGAAGAUCGAACAAUUCUUGUUUGUCAAGCCGGAAGAAUCGUGGCAGGCGCUCGAAGACAUGAAGAGCACUGCCGAAGAGUUCUACCAGUCCCUGAAACUUCCUUACCGAGUAGUUGCGAUUGUCUCGGGCGCAUUGAACAACGCUGCUGCCAAAAAGUACGAUCUCGAGGCAUGGUUCCCCCACCAGGGCGAGUACAAAGAGCUGGUCUCUUGCUCGAAUUGCACGGACUACCAGACUCGCGAGCUGGAGAUCCGGUAUGGCCAGAAGAAGGGAGCUAUUGACGCGAGGAAGACGUAUGUUCAUGCUCUGAACGGCACGCUGUGUGCUACGGAACGGACGUUGUGCUGCCUGCUUGAGAAUUACCAGAAGGAAGACGGUUUCGAGGUGCCUGCUGCUUUGAAGCCGUAUAUGCCUCCUGGAACUCCGGAUGUCAUUCCCUACACGAAAGAUCUGCCCAAGGAUACAACUUCGGCCAAGGCAAAGCAGCCCGCGAAACCCAAGGCAGAUGGCGCGCCUGAUGGUGGACCGAAGCUGAACAUGCCGGCUGCGGAGAAUGUGGCAGACAAGAUGAAGGACAUGAAGGUAUGAUGAGGAUGAGAAGAGCAAGAUGACAGAGAGCAUGUUCGUUUGGCCCAUACAACGACGUUGAGUCAUGAAGAAACGCCUGACCAGGAGUAUGAAUAGAUAUGCUCUUAAGACGUCUAUAGAAGGACUUUACAGCCAAGGAUAUGUUGACGUGCACGUAUUUCGCCGCAUAGACUGCCCUUCCUUGAAGACAUUGUUUCGUUUGCCCCUUUCUAAGUCACCGCUGUCACAAGGAGAGAAAAAUGACAUUGGCCAUUGAUUCGAAUUUUGCCAUGUUGGCACCAACGGGAGGUAUUCAUACGCGAGGUACUAGCUUAGG
This is a messenger RNA of Exophiala viscosa, 1873 nucleotides long. Its product is annotated as seryl-tRNA synthetase. The transcript has 6 exons. Lineage: Eukaryota; Fungi; Ascomycota; Eurotiomycetes; Chaetothyriales; Herpotrichiellaceae. Gene Ontology annotation, biological process: seryl-tRNA aminoacylation. Gene Ontology annotation, molecular function: ATP binding; serine-tRNA ligase activity; tRNA binding. The record is from RefSeq and is a predicted model, not a curated record. Gene Ontology annotation, cellular component: cytosol. Bases 97 to 1557 code for a protein of 486 amino acids.